Molecule: messenger RNA, 1617 nt
Organism: Parnassius mnemosyne (clouded apollo)
Lineage: Eukaryota; Metazoa; Arthropoda; Insecta; Lepidoptera; Papilionidae
Source: the annotation of a GenBank genome assembly
AUGGGCAGCCUACCGGACCUGACGGAACGCGCGCGCCCGCUGGACCCCCGACCGGCCGCGCGGACCAUCUCCGACCCGCACCGCCACCGAGCUGUCUUAACCCAGAUACCAGUCAGCACUAUAUACAGAAAGGAAUGGCCUUGGAGAAAGCCGAGAGUGCCGGCCAGGGCGCCGGUCUUCGGAGCCAUCAACCGCCGGCGGGACUCCGCGGCUUCCUCAGUUGGUGCCGCGUCGGUACGCCGGCUCAUCACGAGACAGCCGCCCAAAGUGCCCAAAGCAAUUGUCAGACGGUUCACCAUACUGUGCAUUGCGAGCGGACUCUGUGCAACCGCACUGCUACCGUUCACAGCGUUCGCUGGCGCCGAAGCCGGAGCUGUGCCACUCGCGAUCAUGCACACAGCGGCCGCAGUAGUCGCGCCUUUUUCACCAUUCAUACUUCAAAAAGCCGGACCGAGAGUAAUCGUUACUGUUGCCCAUGUGUUAGUUUGUGUUUUGUUGAGUGCGCAUACAGUGGCGACGCCACUGACAGUUCUGCUCUUCCUAUACGCCAUUUGCGGUGUUACGCUAUCGCCAAUGUCUCUGGCGCUCACCGUGUCUGCUACCUCACUGGCUCAAGCGGCUGGCGAUGAGUGUAGAAGGAAGAUAGCGUUAAGACGAGCGUUGAGAGGUCUGCGCGCGUCUCAAGACUUGGGACUGGUGCUCGGCUCGCUCCUGCUCGGCGGGGCACUCAUGAUAUGGCCAGAGGAUGUUACUCCACUCCAAGCGACGACAGCGGCAACUAAUGUGACAGUAACUGGAUGGCCGCCGCCAGAAGAAUUUUAUAUAGAAGAUGACUAUGAGGAACGGACAUGCGGCGCGGCGGGAUGCCCACAAAUACGCAUGUUGUCCGGUGGCGCAGGUCUGAGCGGGUCGGGGCGGAGCGCCCUCACCGCUGCUUGGGCGGGGCUCGCACUUGCUGGGGCUGCGUUGGCAGCCGCGGGAGCUAGCGCCGCAGCAGCCCCACCAGACUCUCGCGCUUCCAAACGGGACCCGAGGGCAACCCUCGCCGCACCCAUGGGACUAUUUAUAGGACUCCAGCAGGGGUUCAUUUACACUUCAUAUAUAAAGUGGUACGGCGUGUGCGUGGGCGGGUGGGUCGGCGCGUGGCGGGCGCUGUGCGGUGCGGGAGCGCUGCAGGCGCUAGCAGCGGCCACGCUCAGUAUGGCGGCGGCGCGCGCGGGGAGUGCGGGGGGCGCGGGCGGGCGGGGGGUCGCGGGCCGCGCGUUCGCGGCGGGCGGGGGCGCAGCGCACGCCUCGCUGCUGCUGGCGCUACUGCGCUGGCGAGCCGCGCGGUCCGACCUCGCGCUGCCCGCAGUCGCAGCAGCCGCGUGGGGUGCGUGUGCCGCGUUAUGGGACGUGCUGCAGUCGAGUAUUUGCGUCGGCGGACCUGGCUGGCGAGGACCAUGGUCACUCACGUUAGCAUCGCGGCACGCCGGCUUGGCGUUGGCGUGCGUCGCUCGCCGCUUGCUCUGCGUGAAAGCGCAACUCGCCGGCUUAGCGCUUUCGCUCGCCGCAGCACUCGCCUCCCACAUCGCACUCGAAUUUCGCCAACGCCGAACCGAGGCUAGACGCUCCUAG